CUAAAUCCCAAUUUCCCAUUUGCCUCUUCCCGUCUUCCCUCGUCUCUACCGUCUUCCCUCUUCGGCUCUUCCCUUCCCAAGUUCGCAGUUCGCAAGUCGCAACUUUGCUGGCAGCCGGCACUCCCUGACUCCCACUCCCAGUUCCCUUCAGCUUCAUCUUCCCUUCCCAGUUCCCUUCCCACUUCGCAGUUCGCACACGGUUGGAGACGUCGAGUUCGAACCUCCUGUUCACGAUCGGCAGAUCCAGUCUUCCCCUUCGGACUUCGGCUUCCACCUUCCCAACUUCGCAGCUCACACUCUCGCAGUACUCCUUCGGACCUUACGUCCUUCAGAAUUGACUUGGUCUUCACUCAGUCUCUAGCCAGAGAGAGCUGAAGGUAAGCCUGCUGUCGGGUGCCAUUUAUUCAAUUCAAGAUCUGUUACGGCGUUAGGCCCUUUUGGUUCGAUUACUACAGAAAUGGUUAUUCCUCCACCAGUCAGACCACCCAGAAUCACACAGUUUCUGAAGCCCUAUGUGCUGAAAAUGCACUUUACGAACAAGUACGUGAAUGCUCAAGUGGUCCACUCACCAACUGCCACGGUAGCCUCUUCUGCAAGCUCACAGGAGAAGGUCUUAAGGUCAAGCAUGGGAUGCACUCGCGAUGUAGCCGCUGCUGCAAAAAUUGGGAAGAUAUUGGGGGAGCGCCUGCUGCUAAAAAAUAUACCUGCUGUCUCUGUUUUCCUGAAGAGAGAACAGAAAUAUCAUGGUAAGAUAAAAGCUGUGGUUGAUUCUUUGAGGGAAGCUGGUGUCAAACUGCUCUGAAACUGUAUUUCCUAGCAUGUACUCCUGCUCCAACAGUGACCUUUUUCAUUGUGUUCAUGCGUUUAUUGACACUUGAUGGAAGCUUCUGAAGUUAUGUUUUAGAUUGAUGAUUGAUUCACAUAACAUCUGGAAUCUUAUCACUUCCUUUUGUCUACGUUCAGCUCCAGCUCAUCUAUGAUGCCUUAUGAUCAAGCCAUGAGGAGCACCUCCAUUUUGAGUUCCUUCUAUUUUAUUUUUUUUAUUUAAUUAAAACUUGUUUACCAUUCUAACUACAUGUUUGAUACAUAGGAAUGGAAUGGAUCGACAGAAUGGAGUUGAAUUUAUUACUUGGUUUUGUCAAGCUA
Molecule: messenger RNA, 1146 nt
Organism: Malania oleifera
Lineage: Eukaryota; Viridiplantae; Streptophyta; Magnoliopsida; Santalales; Ximeniaceae
Exons: 3
Coding region: 458-802 (114 amino acids)
Biological process (GO): translation
Cellular component (GO): ribosome
Molecular function (GO): structural constituent of ribosome; 5S rRNA binding
Source: RefSeq, a predicted model, not a curated record